This is a messenger RNA of Phragmites australis (common reed), 2490 nucleotides long. RefSeq lists its product as uncharacterized. The transcript is spliced from 3 exons. The record is from RefSeq and is a predicted model, not a curated record. NCBI's taxonomy places the organism in Eukaryota, Viridiplantae, Streptophyta, Magnoliopsida, Poales, Poaceae. Bases 313 to 2253 code for a protein of 646 amino acids.
ACCCAGCUCAAAACCACAAACAUUUCACGCUCACAACUCAAUAAUCCACAGGAUCUGAGAACUCCAACAAAAAAGAACAAAAAAAGGCCAAAUAAUUCCAGCCCCCUUUCCUUUCCCAUGUUCUCCAGCCUCCUCACAGGCCUACAGCUAUAGGAGUACCAGUCGUCUCAGCAGGCCACCACCACUGGGCGCUACCACUACUGGUACUUGUACUAGAUCUCGCACGCCUACCCCUACCCGCGCGCUAUUCACGGCAAUGCCACUGGCCCCGCCGCCAUCUCGGCCUGCGCACCAGUGACUCAGGGCCAGGCCAUGGCGCGCCCCCGCCGCCUGCCGCCGGCGGGGUCUCCGGCCAGGCCCCAGGGCCCGGCAGCCACCACCCCACGCCAGGCGUCCGCCUCCCGCCGCGGCCGCCGGCUGCGCAUCCAGAGCCCCUCCCUCGCCGCCGCCCGCCGCGCCCCCGCGCCCGCGCCACCGCCGGCCACCCCGCCGCUCCGGUGGCCCGGAGACGCCGUAGCUCCCCGUGGCGCCGGCGCGGCGGCCGCGUCGGUGAGGAGGAUCGCCGCGGCGCUGUGGCGGGCGCAUCCGCCGCCUCGGGAGCCCGGGGAAGCGCGGCGACGGCUCGAGCCUAGCCCAAGGCAUCUCCAUACACCUGAUCAUUGCAAUAACUAUAAAGCGGUACUAGAAAGCAGGACAGGAACUAAGCCUCUUGGCAAUGACAUCAUUCAUGAGGUGGGAGCUUAUUCUCCAUCACCCCGGAUCGAAAUGGAGGUCGCAACAAAAUGGGACCGAUGCAUGAACACAUUGGGUGGUGCUGACUACAAUUUCUGUGACCGCCACACAGCGGCUGAUGAAGAAGAAAUCUCUGCACUUAAAGAAGAGAUUAUGCAGGCCCGCAACCGGAUUCAUGAGCUUGAAGCUGAAAGCCGGUCUGCAAAGAAAAAGCUUGAUCACUUGGUGAGGAAUCUUGCUGAGGAAAAGGCUUCCUGGAGGAGCAGGGAGCAUGAUAAGGUUCGAAGCAUCUUAGAUGCUGUUAAAGGGGAUCUGAAUCGGGAGAGGAAGAAUCGACAAAGGGCAGAAAUUAUGAACUCCAAGUUGAUGGGCGAGCUAUCAGAGUUGAAGUCAGUAGCAAAACGGUAUUUGCAAGAUUAUGAAAAGGAAAGAAAGGCUAGGGAACUCAUGGAGGAGGUGUGUGAUGAAUUAGCGAAGGAGAUUGCGGACGACAAAGCUGAGGUUGAGGCUUUGAAGAGUGAAUCGAUGAAGAUGAGAGAUGAGGUGGAGGAAGAAAGGAAGAUGUUGCAGAUGGCAGAGGUUUGGCGUGAAGAGAGGGUACAGAUGAAGCUUGUUGAUGCUAAACUAACACUAGACAGCAAGUAUUCACAGCUAAGUGAGCUUCAGGCUAACCUUGAGGCUUUCCUGAAUUUCCACCGAGGCAGCAGUGUAGACAAAGAAACAUUAAGAGAUGGAGAAAGACUCAGGGAAACAAUUUGCUUGAUGAAGUCUCAUGGUAGGGAGUUCUCUUACAAACCUCCGCCUCCUUCAGAGGACAUUUUUGCUGUGUUUGAGGAACUCAGACAGCGGGAAGAUACUAAUGAGAAGGAAAUUGGACAGUGUAAUGGAGAUACCCCCAUGAGCCAUGCAACAAAGAUCCAUACAGUGAGUCCUGAAACUGACAUCUUUCUGGAAAAACCAGCAAACAAAUAUUCCAAACAGCCUUGCGCCAGGAAUGAGGGUGAAGAUGAUAGUGGAUGGGAGACUGUCAGCCAUGUAGAGGAGCAAGGCUCUAGCAAUUCACCAGAUGGAAGUGAACCAUCCGUAAAUGGUUUCUGUGGAGGAAACGAUGCAUCGGUGAGUGGAACGGAUUGGGAAGAUAAUUGUGAGAACUGCAGGUCAAAUAGUGACAUCAGUGGAGUUUACUCGACAACGGGAGAGAAGUACCGUAAGAAGGGUUCUUCUUUCACCAGACUCUGGAGAUCAUCAAAUGGCAAUGGCCACAGGAAAACAGGACCCGAGUUACUGAACGGUAGGCUCUCUGGCAGCAGGAUGUCCAAUGCUGCUCUUUCUCCCGAUUUCAAGAACAGUGAAGUGUGCCAAAUCUCACCAAGUGUCGGGGACUGGAGUGCAGACUUGCUAAACCCUCAUGUAGUCCGUGCAAUGAAAGGGUGCGUCGAAUGGCCCCAAGGUGCACAGAAGCACAACCUGAAGUCCAAGCUCCUGGACGCGAGAACCAAUGGCCUCUGCGCCAAGCAUUAGAACAGAAGAUAUAGCAUGGCACACGCAUACCCAUUCCGUUCGACGAGAACAUAAUGAUCUUGCCUGGUGGGUGAGGUCAUCUGGAGCAGGCACCUACCUCCGUAGGAGAGGUACCAUCGUUGCAUUGCUGCAUUGGUCCAAGUAGACCAUUUAGCUCGCUUAGCAUAUCAGUCCAUGUAAUCAAAUGUAACUUCUUUUUCAAUGCGUUAUUCAAUCAUAUUUAUUAGCGUUUUACGA